Anarrhichthys ocellatus (wolf-eel) is the source of this 2350-nucleotide messenger RNA. RefSeq names its product PR domain zinc finger protein 1-like. Gene Ontology annotation, molecular function: DNA-binding transcription factor activity; RNA polymerase II cis-regulatory region sequence-specific DNA binding. Gene Ontology annotation, biological process: cell fate commitment; regulation of transcription by RNA polymerase II. Gene Ontology annotation, cellular component: nucleus; cytoplasm. The annotation marks the transcript as partial. NCBI's taxonomy places the organism in Eukaryota, Metazoa, Chordata, Actinopteri, Perciformes, Anarhichadidae. The transcript has 3 exons. The record is from RefSeq and is a predicted model, not a curated record.
AGCAGUCUCUCAAGCAGCAGCAGAUGAGCAGCGAGGAGCGUGUGGUCUCCAGCCCGUCUCCUGUCGCGGUGACCCCCACGCCGCCCAAGAGGGAACACAGUGUCCUCUCCAUUCUCCGCGGCACCUCCUCCUCGUCCGUAAAGAGGGAGCCCAGCCGGCCGCUCCCCACCCGCCCGCGCUGCGCCGACAGCCCCGAGCAGCCCCUGUACCCCCGCGCCCUCUACCCGGCUCUCAGGCCCCACCCUCACAUCCACGAAGACUUCCUUGGCCACAAACCCGGCCAGCUUGGUUACCCCUUGACCCAUUCCCCUGGCAACCAGUCCUCAGCCACACCCAGCCCGUCGGCGAGGAGCAGCCCGGACAGCAGCCCCCAGGGGAGCCCCUCGGGCCCGGCUUCUUUCUACCCCGCUAGACUGGGUUUGUACCCCGGUUACUCCCCCCCACCUACCCCCCUCUCCUCAUCCUUCUACCCUCCAGGCGCCCCUUACUCACGCUACCUCCUUCCCCAUCACUACCCUCUCCCUGGCGGCGGCGUCCCCGCUGUAGGAGCAAUCUUUCCCAGGAUGUACCCCUUCUACAGCAGCCUCCUGCCCCCUCACGUGCCCCUCCUGCCCUCCGACACAGCCGGGAGGCGUUUCCUGAUGCCUGACCACGUCCACCCUGCCUCCAUCUCUGCCCAGAGAGAUUUCCUCCUCCCCCGGCCCACCAGUGCCUUCCAGGCGGCCACCUCUCUGAAGGACAAAGCAGCGCCUCACCACCCUUACCCGGGGCACCCUCACCCACACAGACCCGCCCACGUCCCCUCCAGCGGCUCCCCGAUGGCGGGCACAGCACCCCCCAACGAGCGGGUGCCCACCAAGCCUACCUCAGCCCUGCUGGGCAACGCCAGCGACCAUUGCUCCGACGAGGAGGCCAUCAACCUCAGCAAGGUGAAGCGCGGGCCGGGCUCAGCGGGCUACAAGGCGCUGCCAUACCCGCUGAAGAAACAGAACGGCAAAAUCAAGUACGAGUGCAACGUGUGCAGCAAGACCUUCGGCCAGCUGUCGAACCUGAAGGUUCAUCUUCGAGUCCACAGUGGAGAGAGACCCUUCAAAUGUCAGACCUGCAACAAAGGCUUCACGCAGCUGGCUCACCUGCAGAAACACUUCCUCGUCCACACUGGGGAGAAGCCACACGAAUGCCAGGUUUGUCACAAGCGCUUCAGCAGCACCAGCAACCUGAAGACUCACCUGCGCCUCCACUCGGGGGAGAAGCCCUACCACUGCAAACUCUGCCCAGCCAAGUUCACCCAGUUCGUCCACCUCAAGCUGCACAAGCGCCUGCACUCCCGCGAGCGCCCGCAGAAAUGCCCCCACUGCCACCGCCACUACAUCCACCUGUGCAGCCUGCGGCUCCACCUGAAGGGCUACUGCCCGGCCGUCUCCGGCCAGUCCGCCUCGGAGGAGCUGCAGCACGCCAACGAGGAGAUCGAGCGCUUCGACGUCAGCGAGCACGCCGAGCAGCUGGAGCAGCUGCAGGGAGGGGCGGAGGUGGAGGCCAUGCUGGAGAAGCAGGUCUUGGGGUUGCUGUGGAGUGAGCCGGACCUCAAGUCCUCCCACUUCCACCCACACCACAAGGGCGGCGCCGCCGACCUUCUGUCCGCGGGUUACGGUGCAUACCAGUCCCCGAAUGAGACGUCGGUCAUCAAGAUGCGGCACGGCGGCACCGUCCUGUCGCUUUCCGCCAACGUCACCGUAAAGCAGGAGUCAGAGGAUCACGCAUAAGUGACAAAGACUUACACGACUUGCAGGCGGACUGGGUUGCCAGUAGCAGCAGCUGUAAAUAGAUAAUUCUCUACCUGGUUGUCAUCAGGAGUGAUGUCAUGAUCACACCAGGUUUUCAACCUAUCAGGGACUCGCGAACUCAGGGCUCAAGAGACACUGUCCCGUGACUACUUGGCGGUUUAUUAUACUUAGAGACAAUCAUCUACCCAGGAUUUAACUUGGAUGUAAUUAAUAUAAUGCUGUUAUCAUUAUUGUUGCUGUAUUAUUUGGUCUCUAUUUUCAAAUGUCUUUGUUUAAUCAAUUAGUUGUUAUAUAACCUCCUUAAUUUAUUACACUUUUUAUUUGUUGUCUUCAAAAGCAAUAAGUGGAAGGGAUGGUUACACUGACGGGGUGAAAUCAAUGUAAAAGACUAUUUUUCUGUUGAUGUUAUUUUUGUUUUUUUCUCUGAUAAUCACUCUCUCUAUGCCUGUAUCCGUCCGUCCUGCGACCUCUGACCUAUAGAACCAGGGGUGUCCACUCUUCAGGGGUUUAUUUUCUAUUUAAAUUUAGAAACAAAAAUAGCAGGUUUAAAAAAAAAAAAAAAAAAA